AAAGAUCUAGGAGAGCAGUUCUCCUCCGAGCUCCAAGCUAUCGACUCUCUGGAGGCUAAAGGAGGAGAAGAAAGUUAAAAGAGAACCAGAUGCAGCAGAGUGCCUUCACCUCCAACUGCAGAGAGCGCAGCAGAUGGGCACCUGGCUCUGAGGGCGCCAUGGAGACGGAGGGCGCCGCCGUUCGCUCCAUCUACUACGGCCGGAUCGGGAGCAAAGUCACCGAGAAGCUGCUGGAGAGGUUCGGAUGCGACGGCAGCUUUCUGCUGAGGGACAGCGAGACGGUGCCCGGGGCCUACUGUCUGAAGGCGCCCUUCGUACACACCUACAGGCUGGAGCGCGACGGCGACGGCUGGUACCUCCAGGAUUUAAGAGGAAGACUGCUGAAGUUUGGGACUGUUGAGUCGCUGAUCGAUCACUACAGAAGCCACCCGACCUCCCAUCAAGGCGUAGCUCCCCUCACCCUUCCUCUGGACCGAGCGACGGUACCGAGCAACUGGAUUCAAGGACUCGUCUACAUGGAGAUGAACUGCGGCGGCCAGUCCGGCCAGUGAGACCCCGUCGCCACGCCGACCGCUCUCGGAUCAUCUUCUUCCAUCUGUUGCUUCAGCCGAAACCUUUCCAUAUUUAUUUUUGUAUUAGCGUUUGUAUUUUCUGAUAUGCUUUUUGAAAUAAAUGUAAACCCUUUGGCGUUUAAAGUUCCUGGGAAGAGCACUGAAGAGUGUAUGUUUUUUUUUUUUGCUGAUGUCUGUGUGUGUGGUGAAGGUGUUUCUGCCUUGAAUUAAUGCAGCGUAAUUAUGGGGUGUAAUCCUCUGUCUGAUCUGCUGUGGUUUCCUCUCUGCAGACCUGCGUUCUUUAUCUGAGCUCCAUCGCUGCCUGUCUGCGCGAGACGGCUUCGGCUCGCAGCCCCGACGCUUUCCUUCAGAUUUCACACCAAAGGGAUUUUCUGUGCGCUUCAGCUAAUGGCUCUGUUUUGAACCUCUUUAUGUCUGCGGUUCGCUCUCCUCCCUGUUAUCUGAAGGCAUCAGACAGGCGACAGCAGUGGAGGAAACGGAGAAGCGCGCGGCGGGUGCGCGAGCGCGCGCUGCGGGAGAGGCUGUUUCACUGCGGGAGUUUUAAUUGUUCGUUUUUGCGCCACAAGCCUCCACUCGCUUGUGAUAUCAGGUGAAACAAGACAACAACAAAAAAAAAAGACUGAAGCUUUUGCAUUGGACCGCUCGUUUGCAGGGCACGUGUGGUUUUAUUUGCUUCCUUUUUGUUAUAUAAACAAGUUAAUUAUUGAGGUGUUUGUCAACUAAACUUUUAGCUUUUGCUCCAUGCAACUGGUAUAUAAUACAGUAAAGAAUUUCACCU
Xiphophorus maculatus (southern platyfish) is the source of this 1350-nucleotide messenger RNA. Its product is annotated as SH2 domain-containing protein 1A-like. The transcript is spliced from 5 exons. The coding region runs from base 90 to 551 and encodes 153 amino acids. Lineage: Eukaryota; Metazoa; Chordata; Actinopteri; Cyprinodontiformes; Poeciliidae. The record is from RefSeq and is a predicted model, not a curated record.